GAGGUCAUAAUAACCGAGAAGGCUAUCCAGUAUGCAAACAAGGAAGACGGCAAAUGGAGGAGAAAUACAUACGACUCAUGCUACAGCCAUUAUAAUGUCAUGAAAUCCAUUGGCAUGCUUCAGAAGCUUUCAGAGGAAAUGGUGGCGAGAUGGUCACAAAUACCACAUGGUGAACACGUUCCUUGCCGCCAGGGGAUGUUCAUGUUUGCAAUAAAGGCAAUUAUGCAGAGCUCUCUUGGAAACUUCUUUUUACAAGAUGAAGAGGUUCUCAAGUUCUGGGAAUCAUAUAAUACUAGUUGGUCAGAUAUGGAACAAAGAUUUCUAAAGGAGGAUUUUCCGCAGCCGGGGAGUGAGAGGGAAAAGAUAUUUAACGAAGCGAAAAAGUACAUGUAUGACACCAUUGCGGCAGCGAUCGAAGUAAGACGGAAGCGCCCAACCACUGAGAAACGAAAAAUGCUGAUUGACGUCAUGAUUGAGAACAAUAUACCUUAUGACGUCAUGCAAUGUGAUGUUUUGAUGUUUAUUAUUGGAGGAUUUCAUACAACAGCAAAUUCGCUAUUGUGGGCCCUGACUUUUAUUUCUGCCCACUCUGAUGUGCAAGAAAAGAUGUACCAAGAGGUUAAGAACGUAUUGGGUGACACAGGCAAAAUAACUCCGGAUAACAUUGGUCAGUUAGUGUACACCCGUCAGGUUAUUGACGAGGCACUACGCAUAGCGAAGAUUGCACCUUACGCAGCCCGCUUUGACGAUGAAAAUGACGUCAAACUUGGAGAUUACGUCAUACCAGCUGGGACACCAAUCAUCCAAGCUAUUAAUGUGGAAUAUAAUGAUCCAGCACGCUGGCCGAACCCAAAUGAGUUUGAUCCAGAUCGUUUCAGCCCGGAGAAAGUGUCGGAGCGUCACCCCUACUCCUUUCAACCGUUUGGUUUUGCCGGCAAGAGGAAGUGUCCUGGGUACCGUUUCGCUUACGCAGAAGUCACUACGGCACUGGCGAACAUUCUGCUGAGCUUUCAGAUUCAAGGGGUCAAAGGUCAGGAGGUCAAGGCGAGUUGUGGCUUACUCGGUGCCCUCGAUGAUGAGGUAUGGAUAACACUAGAAAAGAGAUCUUCUGGGAGUGUACAGCCGAUGAAAUAAAGUGCACCGCAUAACUAUUGUGCCGUACACUGAAAAAAGCGGUUUGUGACAUUUGUUGAAGACCUACAAUAUAUAUAUAUAAACAUGUACAAUGUAUGUAAGCAGGAUAUUUGCACCGCCAUUGGUAGUCAUCUUGACGCUGACGUAGGGAAAAAUAAUAAAAUUCCCAUUGAC
This is a messenger RNA of Lingula anatina, 1308 nucleotides long. RefSeq names its product cytochrome P450 20A1. Gene Ontology annotation, molecular function: iron ion binding; oxidoreductase activity, acting on paired donors, with incorporation or reduction of molecular oxygen; heme binding. NCBI's taxonomy places the organism in Eukaryota, Metazoa, Brachiopoda, Lingulata, Lingulida, Lingulidae. The record is from RefSeq and is a predicted model, not a curated record. Gene Ontology annotation, cellular component: membrane.